AUGAUAGGUAUGGGACAGAAAGAAGCCUAUGUUGGAGAUGAAGCCCAAAGUAGAAGAGGUAUCCUCACUCUAAAAUACCCCAUUGAGCAUGGUAUCGUCACCAAUUGGGAAGAUAUGGAGAAAAUCUGGCAUCACACUUUCUACAAUGAGCUUCGUGUUUCACCAGAGGAAUUUGGAAUGCUGCUUACAGAGGCUCCUUUAAACCCUAAAACUAACAGAGAGAAGAUGGCGGAGAUAAUGUUUGAACAGUUCAACGUUCCAGCCAUGUACGUGGCUAUCCAGGCGGUGUUAGCUCUCUACUCUUCUGGGAGAACUACCGGCCAGGUUAUGGACUCUGGUGACGGGGUUACUCAUGCAGUCCCAAUCUAUGAGGGGUACGCUCUUAUACCUCACGCUGUGAUGAGACUAGACUUGGCUGGUAGGGAUCUAACUGACCAUCUGAUGAAGCUCCUGACUGAGAGGGGAUAUGUCUUCAUCACCACCGCAGAGAGGGAAAUUGUCAGAGAUAUUAAGGAAAAGCUAUCGUACAUUGCGUUGGACUUUGAAAAAGAGCUAAAAGCUCCAGAUUCUUCAGAUGGUCUUGAAAAAGCAUAUGGAGCUACCCGAUGGCCAGGUAAUUUUGAUUGGAAAUGA
Messenger RNA from Bolinopsis microptera, 633 nucleotides. RefSeq lists its product as uncharacterized. The coding region runs from base 1 to 633 and encodes 210 amino acids. Lineage: Eukaryota; Metazoa; Ctenophora; Tentaculata; Lobata; Bolinopsidae. The transcript is spliced from 5 exons. The record is from RefSeq and is a predicted model, not a curated record.